Molecule: messenger RNA, 1860 nt
Organism: Molossus molossus (Pallas's mastiff bat)
Lineage: Eukaryota; Metazoa; Chordata; Mammalia; Chiroptera; Molossidae
Gene: CFAP52
Product: cilia and flagella associated protein 52
Exons: 14
Coding region: 1-1860 (619 amino acids)
Biological process (GO): cilium assembly
Molecular function (GO): protein binding
Source: RefSeq, a predicted model, not a curated record
AUGGAGAACAUUUCGCCCAAGGCGGAGGUGGCCGAGCUGGAGCUUCAGGCUGUAAUCGGCUUCAAUGGACACGUGCCCACUGGUCUGAAGUGCCAUCCUGACCAGGAGCAUCUGAUUUACCCUCUGGGCUGCACAGUCCUCAUUCAGGCGAUAAAUACUAACGAACAGAAUUUCCUACACGGUCACGGCAACAACAUCUCCUGUGUGACCGUCUCCAAGAGCGGAGCUUACAUCGCCUCGGGACAAGUCACAUUCAUGGGCUUCAAGGCAGAUAUCAUUUUGUGGGAUUAUAAGAAGCGGGAGCUGAUCGCUCGGCUGUCACUUCACAAGGGCAAAAUUGAAGAUCUGGCCUUUUCACCAAAUGACUUGUACUUGGUAUCACUAGGAGGCCCAGAUGAUGGAAGUGUGGUGGUGUGGAGCAUAGCCAAGAAAGACGCCAUCUGUGGCAGUCCUGCGGCGGGCCUCAAUGUCGGCAACGCCACCACGGUGAUCUUCUCCGGGUGCUUCGAUGAGAUGUUCGUUACUGCUGGGAAUGGGACAAUUCGAGUAUGGGAACUGGAUCUCCCAAAUAGAAAAAUCAGGCCAACUGAGUGCCAAACAGGACAGAUGAAAAGGAUAGUCAUGAGUAUUACAAUGGCCAAUGAUGACAAUUUUUUCUACCUUGGCACCACAACUGGAGAUAUUCUAAAAAUGAACCCUAAGACUAAACUGCUGGCAGACACUGGGCCUACAAAGGACAAAUUCAGUCUGGGAGUGUCAGCUAUCAAGUGCCUGAAGAUGGGGGGGUUGUUGGUGGGCUCUGGUGCCGGAUUGCUGGUCUUCUGUAAAAGCCCCAGCUACAAACCCAUCAAGAAAAUCCAGUUACAAGGCGGUAUCACUUCUAUCACGCUUCGAGGGGAAGGACACCAGUUUUUUGUAGGAACAGAAGAAUCACACAUUUAUCGUGUCAACUUCACAGAUUUCAAAGAGACUCUCAUUGGGACUUGCCACUUUGAAGCUGUACAGGACAUUGUCUUUCCAUUUGGCACUGCUGAGCUAUUUGCCACCUGUGCCAAGAAGGACAUCAGAGUGUGGCACACGCUGUCCAACAGGGAGCUGCUGCGGAUCACUGUACCCAACAUGACGUGCCAUUGCAUUGAGUUCAUGAGAGAUGGCAAGAGCAUCAUUUCAGCAUGGGAUGACGGAAAAAUCCGAGCCUUCGCUCCAGAGACAGGCCGGUUGAUGUACGUCAUUAACAAUGCCCACAGGAUCGGCGUGACAGCCAUCGCGACUACCAGUGACUGCAAAAGGGUCAUCAGCGGCGGUGGGGAAGGGGAGGUGAGGGUCUGGCAGGUAGGCUGCCAGACCCAGAAGCUGGAGGAGGCCCUGAAGGAGCACCAGUCCUCCGUGUCCUGCAUUCGGGUGAAGAAGAACAAUGACGGAUGUGUCACAGCCAGCACGGACGGCACUUGCAUCAUCUGGGACCUUGUGCGACUUAAGAGGAAUCAGAUGAUCUUGGCCAACACCUUAUUCCAGUGCGUGUGUUACCACCCCGAAGAGUUCCAGAUCAUCACCAGCGGGACAGACAGGAAGAUUGCCUACUGGGAAGUAUUUGAUGGGUCAGUAAUCAGAGAGCUGGAAGGUUCCUUGUCUGGGUCAAUCAAUGGCAUGGACAUCUCACUGGAAGGAGUGCACUUUGUCACAGGUGGAAAUGAUCAUAUGGUCAAAGUUUGGGAUUAUAACGAGGGUGAAGUGACUCACGUUGGGGUGGGACACAGUGGCAACAUCCGGCGCCUCCGGAUAAGCCCCGGCAACCAGUACAUCAUCAGUGUCAGCGCUGACGGAGCCAUUUUGCGGUGGAAAUGCCCCUUUGCUUCCUGA